Naegleria lovaniensis is the source of this 1632-nucleotide messenger RNA. RefSeq lists its product as uncharacterized. Gene Ontology annotation, molecular function: GTP binding; GTPase activity. The transcript has a single exon. The record is from RefSeq and is a predicted model, not a curated record. The coding region runs from base 1 to 1632 and encodes 543 amino acids. Gene Ontology annotation, biological process: translation. Lineage: Eukaryota; Heterolobosea; Eutetramitea; Acrasida; Naegleriidae.
AUGAUGAUCAACAAAGAAUCAUCAUCAGAUCCACCCAAUCCACGCCGUUAUUUUAAUCUGGUCUUAGUUGGCCCCGUAGACUCGGGCAAGUCUUUGCUCGGUGGCUGUUUGAUCCGAUAUUGUCGUGGAAUUACUGAAUCCGAAUUGAAUUCAAUAUGCAAUCGAUUCGGCUAUUAUUACAGAGAUAGGUAUUUAGCAAUGUAUGAGGAUGAAUUUGGAGGAAACACCCACCACGUUAAUGUAAAAAGAAGUAUUUACACUCCAAAUAAUCGAUCGUUCACGAUAAUAGACACUCCUGGUCAUUACCAGUUAUUGGGUAAUUUAAUUUCUGGAUUAUUUCUCGGUGAUGUGUGUUUGUUAGUUGUUAAUCCUACUGAUGGGUAUUUUGAGCAUGACCUUCCAUGUCUUAGAAGACAAAUUUUGUUAUUAAGAACGAUGGGUUUUAAGGAGAGUCAAUUGGUGGUGUGUUUGAAUCGAAUGGAUCAAUGUUAUUAUUCUCAAACACGCUAUGAGGAAACAACACAGGAGGUCAUCAAACUGUUGAAACGGGUUGGAUAUCAUGACGUCGAUCAAAUUCCGUUCAUUCCUGUGAGCGCCUAUAGAUAUGAUAAUUUAUUGAAUCAUGACGACAAGGACACCACUUUGGCACCAACACGAAUGGAAUGGUAUUCUGGAAAGAGUUUGAUAGAGACCUUGGAUUCAUUGAAUUUGAAGCAUCCAUCUGAAGUGAGAUCAUGUGAAGCGUUGAAAGAUAUGUCAUCCUCGUCACGACAAUUGAGAAUGCCAAUAAGGCGUGUGUAUAAUUUCAAUGAUGGAAGACGAAUCUUGUGUGGAAAAGUUGUGACUGGAAUGUUGCGAGUAGGAAUGAAAGUAAGAAUUCCUCUCAGCAAUGGAUCCUUUAUGGAACAACAAGUGAAAAGUAUUCAAGUUUUUCAUGAAGAACGAGAAACUGCAUUUCCCUCUGAACUUGCAGCAAUUAACAUUGGAAGUGGUACUCAGGAUGGAUAUAGUGCUUCAUCAUUGACUUUCAAAACUUUGUCAAUCCAUAGAAAUGAUGAAAUGAAUAAGUUGACAAGGCAAAAAGACAGACCAUGCGUGAACAGUGGUUUUAUUGUUAGCGAAGCUUCUGAAUCCUACGGAUGUAAUGGCUCUUUAUUUGUGGAUAGUUUUGAAGCUCAAAUCAAAGUUCUGCUUUUAGAUUGCAGCUAUUCUUUAUCAACUUCAACCACUACAAACAAUGAAAUAAUUACUUGUGGAUAUGAGGCCAUUGUAGAUUGUGGUCUAGCUCAUAUAAGAUGUCAAUUUGAGGAAUUGAUUGGAGUUCUUGAAAAGGGAAAUCUUUCGAAAAUGAUUUCUUUGGAACCACUCAACAGUCUUCAACGAGGAGAUUUUGCAUUUGUGAAACUAGUUCCCAAAACGCAAAUGCAGGUGGAAAGCUUUUUCACAUGCCCUUCACUGGGAAGAAUAGUGAUUCGAGCGGGUUGCCAACAGAUCGUGGCAGUUGGUCGUAUUACACGAGUACAUCGAAGAAAUUCUGACCUCUAUACAUUAUUUGCGUUUAAAUUUUCCAAAUUUGUAAAAGAACAUACCACCACUCAUUUGAGGGAUAUUACUGUAAAGUGUCAACAUUGA